AUCCGGAGUAGUCGGGGCGAAGCCCCGGAUACCGGACGGGAAACCAAAAAAAACAAUGUUAUAAUAAAUAAAAACUAAAGGACGUUGGUUAACAUUUUUCAAAAGCCCCUUUACUGUAUGCUAGGUGCGUCCUGCUUUAAGAGCUCGGAUCAGUAUGCUUGUGGGAAUCUCAUUGAGAAGGUUCACUACCACUCAGAUGAAGGAAAGUGGAGACAAGAUUCUAAAGCAGUAUGGACUGGAGAGUGGCUUCAUGCAAAUUUGGCUGUUUGGGGACCAUUUGAGCUUAGUGAAUGUGGAUUAUCUAUCAGUCAGGAAUCUUUAGCUCAGGAGCAUAGUGCUUUAAGGAGUGUGGGUAAGGGCAAGAAGAAGAUAGUGGAAGCCUGUGGCUUUGGGGAGGAAACAAUGUAGAAGAAGAGGCAGGAGAUUAGCAAGGGGAAAAGACCCUUGCGAAUUGAGGUGGCUUUGAAUUAUGAGAGCCAAGACAAGUAGAUUUCUAUUGCGAAUAAUGGUAAGGAAUUUUUAGUUGAGAAUGCUGUUAAUACACAAUCUCAAGAACU
Molecule: messenger RNA, 557 nt
Organism: Rubroshorea leprosula
Lineage: Eukaryota; Viridiplantae; Streptophyta; Magnoliopsida; Malvales; Dipterocarpaceae
Source: the annotation of a GenBank genome assembly